AUGUACGUGCACCAGGGCACGCAGACCUGGGGCGCCGAGCGCGGCCCCGACGUGGGCCCCGACGGGGUCCGCCGCGGGCGCUGGGCGGACGGCAUAGACGAGGACAGCCUGCUUGCGGUCGAUUUCGGCGAGGACAGGUCCUGGGUCGAGGAUGCAAGCAGCACCAAGAAGCAGGAGUUUGACGACGGCGGCGGUUUCAUCCCGACCGUGCAGCACGUGAUGGGGGACCAGCAGGACGGCCAGGGCGUGGACGAGGCAGGCACGGCGCACGGGUGCAAGGUUGACACCGCUGAAGCGGCCGGGGAGCUGAACGUCGCGUCCGACGUCGUGCCCGCCGUAACGUCCAAGGAGGUCCAGAUUGUGUCGGGCGUGGUCGAUUCCGGGGGCACUGGUGAGUGCAAUGUCGUGGCGCUGGGCAAGGUAAGGAAGAAGACAGGUAACAUGAAUAGCAAGGGCCAGUCUGUGGCCGUCGGCAGCGGUUCUGAUCAGCUCAUCCUGGAGCUCAAGCAGACCUUCGCUACCUUAGACACGCAUGGUGAUGGAGCGCCCGACUCGGACGUUUUGGCGGGGGCGUUCGUUGCCCUCGGCUUCGAGGCGAAAGUGGUCCACCAGGUGAUACUUGAUGUCGUGAUGCACGGCUCAGGCUCUAUCGGGUGCGUGGCGUUCUUCGAGCUGGUGCAGGGCCUUAUCUACCACGGCUUCAGCGUGUUCCUGCAG
Molecule: messenger RNA, 717 nt
Organism: Prorocentrum cordatum
Lineage: Eukaryota; Dinophyceae; Prorocentrales; Prorocentraceae
Source: the annotation of a GenBank genome assembly